AUGGCCGAAACAUCGGAGAGAGCGCAGGGCAUACCGGCCGGUCCUCGAACAAAACCACGCCCCCCACCUCCACCAUUCUACCUUCCCCUCAAUGGCGCUCUAUACCUCUGCUUGAUUGUUAAUGGCUUCGCUGCACUAUAUUCACCAAUUCAAGACUGCGAUGAAGUGUUCAACUUUUGGGAGCCUGCACAUUAUCUCAACCAUGGAUAUGGACUGCAGACAUGGGAAUACUCGCCAGUGUAUUCCAUCCGAAGCUGGCUUUACGUAUCCCUUCACGCAAUAGUUGGCAAGCUGGGCUCCUUGAUGGUCCAUACGAAGGCGGCUGAAUUCUACUUCGUUCGCUGCGCUCUUGCCGUGUUCUGCGCAGCUUGUCAAACAAGACUGUACUCCUCGAUAUGUCGGGCCUUAAACCCUCGCAUCGGCCUGAUGUUCAUACUUAUCACGCUGUUCAGCCCUGGCAUGUUCCAUGCGUCAACCGCUUUCCUUCCGUCGACAUUCACUAUGUACACCGGCAUGCUUGGACUAGCCGCGAUCUUGGACUUGAAGAAUGGCCGUAGACUCGCACAGGGAAUCAUGUGGUUCGGGCUUGGUUCGAUAGUGGGAUGGCCUUUUGCAGGUGCUCUCAUGUUGCCGCUCCUGCUCGAGGAGCUCGUCAUCAGCAUUCUGUCGCAGAAAACAGGUCAUUUCGCAGUCUCUGUGAUUGAUGGUGGACUCCGAUGCUUGGGAAUCAUGGCCCUCGAGGUAGCCGUCGAUUACGUCUUUUUCCGCAAAAUCGCCCUAGUGCCUUGGAAUAUUGUCGCAUACAACAUCUUCGGGGGGCAGGGCAAAGGGCCUGAUAUCUUCGGCGUUGAGCCGUGGACAUUCUACAUACGAAAUCUUGUGCUGAAUUUCAACAUUUGGUUCGUUCUUGCAAUACUGUCCGCGCCGCUUGUUCUGCUACACGCCAUUCUCCGGCCCAAGACCAACUCUCUGCAGAUGGCCAUUCGCUCAAUCACUUUGACUGCAUCAUUCUAUAUGUGGUUUGCCAUUUUCACGGUUCAGCCACAUAAGGAGGAACGCUUUAUGUAUCCGGCAUACCCGUUCCUAGCGCUCAACGCCGCUCUUGCGUUUCAUCUGAUGUUGACAUUGCUCGGAUCCAAUGAACCUAAUAGCAUUGUGAGCCGUGUGCCAGCGAAAGUGAAGCUGGGCGCAGCGCUAUCAGUGAUUGUCUUGGCCGUCAUCGCCGGUCUGCUACGUACCCUGGGGAUGGUGAGUGCGUACAAUGCUCCGUUGAAAGUUCUUGAGCCUUUGCAGCAAUUGGAUGUCGCACCUAUCGAGGCGAAUGUGUGCUUUGGAAAGGAAUGGUAUCGCUUUCCUUCGUCCUACCACUUGCCGCAUAAUAUGCGUGCCAAGUUCAUUCGAAGCGAGUUCAAUGGGUUGAUGCCUGGAGAGUUUCCUGAGGCGUCGAGCCUCCUGGGCCGAGUUGCGGGUGCUUCGCGGAUACCCUCAGGCAUGAACGAUCUCAACAUUGAAGAUCCUAAUAAAUAUAUCGACAACUCUCAAUGCUCCUUCAUCGUUGACAGCUCUUUCCCUGGUAGAGUGACCACAGACCUGGAGCCAGAUUACGCUCAGGACAAGGCACACUGGAAGGUCUUGUCCUGUGAAAGAUUCUUAGAUGCCUCGCAGACUAACCUGGUGGGACGUAUAAUUUGGCUCCCAGAUCUUCCCAUCAUCCCAGAGAAAUACCGGCGUCACUAUGGGCAGUACUGCCUUCUACAGCGUCAGGCAGGUGAAGAGCCUGUCUAA
Messenger RNA from Penicillium diatomitis, 1785 nucleotides. RefSeq names its product dolichyl-P-Man:Man(6)GlcNAc(2)-PP-dolichol alpha-1,2-mannosyltransferase. Gene Ontology annotation, molecular function: alpha-1,2-mannosyltransferase activity. The record is from RefSeq and is a predicted model, not a curated record. The transcript has 4 exons. The coding region runs from base 1 to 1785 and encodes 594 amino acids. Gene Ontology annotation, cellular component: endoplasmic reticulum membrane. Gene Ontology annotation, biological process: protein N-linked glycosylation. Lineage: Eukaryota; Fungi; Ascomycota; Eurotiomycetes; Eurotiales; Aspergillaceae.